Molecule: messenger RNA, 1607 nt
Organism: Haemorhous mexicanus (house finch)
Lineage: Eukaryota; Metazoa; Chordata; Aves; Passeriformes; Fringillidae
Product: keratin, type I cytoskeletal 15-like
Exons: 8
Coding region: 73-1323 (416 amino acids)
Cellular component (GO): keratin filament
Molecular function (GO): structural molecule activity
Source: RefSeq, a predicted model, not a curated record
UGCACUUUGAUUUCCUGAAUCUCGCUGUGCACAGCUUUGCACCUUCGGGGCUGACGAGCUGAUCCCUUCACCAUGAGCUGCAGCAUCAAGAGAACGUCCAGCACCUCGUACAGGAGCGGAGGAGGAGGUGGCGGUGCCUGCGGAGGCAGCAGCGGCCGCAGCUCCUCCGUGUCCUGCCGCCGCUACGCCUCCUCCGUCAUCGGCGGGGGCAGCUACGGCGGGGCAGCCUGCGGGGGCUACGGCGGCGGCCUGAGCAUGGGCAGCCUCGCCGGGGGCUUUGGCGGGGGCUUCGCGGGGAGCUGCGGCCCCGGCGGGGACCUGCUGCUCAGCGGCAAUGAGAAGGUCACCAUGCAGAACCUCAACGACCGCCUGGCCUCUUACCUGGACAAGGUGCGGAUGCUGGAGGAAGAGAACGCUCAGCUUGAGCACCACAUCCGGGAGUGGUACAGGAAACAAGCUCCCAGCGUUUCCAAGGACUACAGCUCCUACUACCAGACCAUUGAACAACUCCAAAGUCAGAUUAUUUCUGCCACUGUGGACAACAACAGGAUGAUUCUGGACAUUGACAACAGCAAGAUGACUGCCGAUGACUUCAGAAUGAAGUAUGAGAAUGAGCUGGUCAUCCGUCAGACCGUGGAGGGUGACAUCAAUGGCCUGAGAAACAUCCUGGAUAGUCUCACUACCACUCGGUCUUCACUGGAAUCUGAGCUGGAGUCCUUGAAGGAUGAGCUGAUUGCUCUCAAGAGAAACCAUGAGGAGGAAAUGAGGCAGCUCCAGUCCCAAACUGGUGGCGACGUGAGCGUGGAGGUCAAUGCAGCCCCUGGACAAGACCUGACAAAGAUCCUGAAUGAACUGAGAGAUGAAUAUGAGCAGAUCAUUGAGAAGAACCGCAAGGAAGUGGAGCAGUGGUAUGAAGUCAAGAUCCAAGAAGUCAAUCAGCAGGUCACUUCCAGCAGCCAGGACAUCCAGACCAGCAGCCACCAGCUGACCGAGCUGAGGCGCGAGAUGCAGAACCUGGAGAUCGAGCUGCAGGCACAGCUCAGCACGAAAAGCUCUCUGGAAAACUCCCUGGCAGAAACCGAGUCUCGCUAUGGCCGCAUGCUCCAACAAAUCCAGAUGCAGAUCAACUCUGUGGAGGAGGAGCUGAGCAGCAUCCGCUGUGAGAUCGAGGCUCAGAGCCAGGAGUACAAGAUGCUCCUGGGCAUCAAGAUGCGCCUGGAGCAGGAGAUCCAGCAGUACCGGUCGCUGCUGCAGGAGGGGCAGCAGGAUCUUGUAUCGUGUCAAGGAGCUCUCCAAGGAGGAGGGCAGUCAAGAGUGUGUUAAGAUACCAGUGAUGUGUUGGGCUUCCCUGAUCCAGUCAGUGCUGUGGGAGCAGCCAGCCCUCAGCAUGGUGUGACCUACCCCCUGCACAGACUGCUCUCCAAAGCUAUCCAUGAAAUCGAAAUUAAUAAUUACUAGGCUUUUCCUAAAACUAUCUACCCCUCCCUUUUGAUCCUGUCCAGCACUGUGAUCAGUGUGCUCACACACAGGUCUCUCCAGUGCACUUGGUUCUCUACUGAACAACAAUCCCUCGAAUAAAGCUUUAUCUUUCUGCAAUGCAAAGAAAA